AUGGACUACGCCUCCGCCGCCGACGAAGAUCAAGACACCCACAGCACUUCGCCUCUCGCCCGCAUGUCAUCGCAAUCUCACAACAAUCGCUUCUAUGGCCGCCAUGGCAAGAGUGCCGUCCGCCCACGACCGCUCAACACGCCCACCACCUCCAUGAACAGCGUGCCCGCCAUGCCUAUACCUAUACCUUCUAACCCCAAUGUGAUACCCGGGAACACUCUCCCUUCAGCCCCCGCCAGCCCUCCAACACCAGCCCCUAGUCCGACACCGAUGCAGCGCGCACCAGAUUGGAGUACAGCAGAUCCACGCGAAGACAUUGGAGAUCUUGAUCUCGACGACGCUUCAGAACAACAAGCAUCCACACAAACAAGCGGACCAAGCUCCGCAAGAGGUUAUGGCUUUGGCUACAGACACAUGCGUGCGGUGUUCGCCGAUAUGGACAACAAUGAGCGGGAACGCAUGCUGGCUGAACUCCUCAACAUGUGCGAUGGCAAGCUGCUGGGAUUCGUGGCGAGCUUUGUUGGACCGAGGUUAAAAAGAGAUCCUUUCUCAGUGCUGCCUAACGAGUUGUGUCUCCGGAUCCUGACAUUCAUUGAAGAUGCAACGACACUGGCCAGGAGUUCUCAGGUCAGUAGAAGAUGGCGGGAACUGGUUAGCGACGACAUGGCAUGGAAAAGCUUGUGUGAGAGACACGCUUACAGAAGGAUGUCGGACGAGCCGUCUUCCUCGCCCGCAAGGCCGAUACCCGUUACUGCAGUUUCGAAUGCUAGUCCUAGGUUCCAGCAUCCGUAUGGAUAUCAAGGAAUCGCUCAGGCUCAAAAUCCUUCGCUGGCGGUUCUAUCCUCUAGCGCACCGGACCUUACACGCCGGACUAGCUUGAAUACCACACCUUCGGUUCUGCCACCGGCCCUGUCAGCCAGAGCUGGAUCUUCCAGACGCAGACCAAAAGCGAUCAGCUAUCGCAGUCACUUCAAGCAACGUUACCAGGUUGAGACUGCCUGGCGACAUGGUGGUGCUGUUCAAACUCGGCAAAUCACCCCAGAUCAGGGAGUCGUUACCUCGUUGCAUCUCACAUCUGAUUACAUUAUCGUGGCAUUGGACAAUGCGAAGAUCCAUGUCUUCGACACCGAAGGACGGCACUUGCGCUGCUUGCAAGGCCACGUUAUGGGGGUGUGGGCGAUGGUCCCCUACGGCGAUACAUUGGUCUCAGGCGGUUGCGACAGAGAUGUGCGAGUGUGGGAUUUGACCACCGGCGUUGCCUUGCAUAUGCUGCGAGGACACACAAGCACAGUCCGUUGUUUGAAGAUGAGUGGGCCAAACAUUGCCAUCUCUGGUUCGCGAGACACGACUUUGCGAGUGUGGGACAUUAGCAAGGGUGUGUGCCGGCACGUUCUGGUGGGCCAUCAGGCUUCAGUCCGUUGCUUGGAGAUCCAUGGCGACCUCGUUGUUUCUGGUUCUUACGAUACCACCGCGAGAAUAUGGUCGAUCAGCGAAGGCCGCUGUCUUCGAACACUGCAAGGCCACUUCAGUCAGAUCUAUGCCGUCGCGUUCGACGGACGACGUGUAGCCACUGGUUCCCUCGACACUAGCGUUCGAGUGUGGGAUCCCCGCGAUGGACGAUGCCUGGCUCAACUACAAGGACAUACUUCGCUCGUUGGACAGCUACAGCUUCGCAAUGAUACCCUCGUCACUGGAGGUAGCGAUGGCAGUGUGAGGGUGUGGAGUUUGCAGACUUAUUCAGCUAUUCAUCGAUUGGCUGCACACGACAACAGCGUGACCAGCUUACAGUUCGACGACAGCAGAAUCGUCUCUGGUGGCAGUGACGGAAGAGUCAAGGUUUGGGAUCUGCAGCGAGGCAGUCUUGUUCGCGAAUUGGGCAACCCGGCUGAGGCAGUUUGGAGGGUUGUCUUCGAGGAUGAGAAGGCUGUGGUGCUCGCGAGCAGAGGAGGGAAGACCGUCAUGGAGGUAUGGAACUUUGCUCCACCUCCGGACCCGGAUGAGCUCUAUCCCGCCCCCGCAGCAGGUCUUCGUUCCCACAACAGCAGCCCGGGCGUAGUGCCUUACGAGGAUCCUGCUUAUGGCGACAGACCGUCGUACAACAGUUUCGGGGAUCGUGAGAACGACCCCGAGAGAUUCGAGGAAAUCCAGCGAGAGAGACGGGCCGAGCGAGCGAAAGAGAUUGCACACCAGCAAGAUGAAAUUAUGACGGAUGUAUAUCAAAAUUUUGACGACACGGGAUUGAACGACGAAGCCGAGGGCUCUGGAACAGUUGACGGGCUGCUUAACUAG
Messenger RNA from Zasmidium cellare ATCC 36951, 2289 nucleotides. RefSeq lists its product as uncharacterized. The record is from RefSeq and is a predicted model, not a curated record. The coding region runs from base 1 to 2289 and encodes 762 amino acids. Gene Ontology annotation, molecular function: protein binding. NCBI's taxonomy places the organism in Eukaryota, Fungi, Ascomycota, Dothideomycetes, Mycosphaerellales, Mycosphaerellaceae. The transcript is spliced from 2 exons.